AUCCUGGGAUUCCUUUUUAAAGGUGAAGCUGCAGAAAAAGUAAACAUGUUGGAUGAUAAAGCACCGAGGUCGAAGCUGGGUGCUCCGUCGAGAGGUUCGUCUUUUUACAUUGAGAACCUGCUGCGGACUGCUUACACAGGGCCGUCCUCUGGCUCUGACAGCUGCAAAGUUACAGCCCACAGCCCGGCGACCUGUCCCGGACUGGAAACUAAAGGUGUAGGGGACAGAGAAGCGCUGAACUGGAGCAGAACAUCACUAAACACAGCGGAGCGGACCUCCAGAAGUCCACAGGACAAGGAGGAACAGUCUGACCCAGCGCCAGCGAGCUACCGGGACUCCCCAAGUUUAGCAGGGAGGGCGGAGGCCGAGGAGCCGGAGGAGAAGGAGCCGGAGGAGCCGGAGGAGGAGAAGGGGGACGACAGUCUGACGGAUGACAGAGAGGAGGACGACGCGCGCUCCUCCUGCUUCUCUCGAGAGGACAGCAGUGAUCCAGGCGACAUGAAACUGUCCCGUAAGAAGAAGACGCGCACCGUGUUCAGCCGGAGUCAGGUGUUCCAGCUGGAGGCGACCUUCGACCUGAAGCGUUACCUGAGCAGUUCGGAGCGCGCCGGGCUAGCCGCCUCGCUGCAGCUCACAGAGACGCAGGUCAAGAUCUGGUUCCAGAACCGCCGCAACAAGUGGAAGAGGCAGAUCGCUGCCGACAUGGAGGCCAGCAGCGCCGCCGCCCCCGCCCCCUACGGCGCCCAGAGGCUCGUCAGAGUCCCUGUGUUGUACCGCGAGAACGUCGGCGUGCCUCAUGUGACGUCACCGGUGGUCGGCUUCUCUAACUCUCUCAGCUUUCCAUUGACUUCACACUUCACACACCCGGUGUCCUUCAUCACGCCACAGAUGACCGGCCUGGUGUGACGCCAAUAAAUCUAAUAAAGAUGCUGCAAAUAUAUUCAUUUUAGUUGACUUCCUGAUAAUAAAGUGGAUUCAUCCUGUGUUUAAGUUUUCUAGAAGCAUCUGAAGGUGGAUUUCUAAUCGUCAUGAUCCCUGAACGGCUGCUUUAAACACUAGAAACAAGACUGUUUCUCCUAUUACCAAUGUUUUAUUCCAAUAUAUUUUAACUUAAGUGAUUAUGGGUUUCAGCGCUAGAUGUUAGUGACUCUGAUGGCUGUUUUCAGAUAUUUAAGCUGUCCACAGUCCUCUCCUCUGGCCUGCAUGGAGGACUUUCACAGCAGGUUUCAGGAUUCAAGUAUCAAGUAUAGAUGAGGUCAAAGAAGGGUCAAUAAGAAGGUGUGGAACUAAUCUGUGACGUUUAUGAGUCUCUGUAAAACUCUAAACUAAACCGAAAAAUAGUAUUAGUAAUAUAUUUAUAUAAUUAUAUAUAUAUUGUUAUAUUAGAAAUAGUAGA
Molecule: messenger RNA, 1396 nt
Organism: Centropristis striata (black sea bass)
Lineage: Eukaryota; Metazoa; Chordata; Actinopteri; Perciformes; Serranidae
Product: homeobox protein HMX1-like
Exons: 3
Coding region: 46-906 (286 amino acids)
Biological process (GO): negative regulation of DNA-templated transcription; regulation of transcription by RNA polymerase II
Cellular component (GO): nucleus
Molecular function (GO): RNA polymerase II transcription regulatory region sequence-specific DNA binding; DNA-binding transcription factor activity, RNA polymerase II-specific
Source: RefSeq, a predicted model, not a curated record